This is a messenger RNA of Geodia barretti, 645 nucleotides long. The record is from the annotation of a GenBank genome assembly. NCBI's taxonomy places the organism in Eukaryota, Metazoa, Porifera, Demospongiae, Tetractinellida, Geodiidae.
AUGCGGCUCACGCCCUCGCUUCUCUCCGCUGACUUCACGCGUCUCGCGGAGGAGGUGCGGACAGUCGAGGAGGCUGGAGCACACGGGCUGCAUCUCGACGUCAUGGACGGGCACUACGUACCCAACCUGACGUUCGGGCCCAUCGUGGUGGCGGCGGUGAGGCGCUGCACAGAUCUGCCGCUUGACGCUCACCUCAUGAUCGGAAACGCCCCGGAACACAUCAGGGCCUACGCGGAAGCGGGCGCAGACGCGAUCGCGGUGCACCCGGAAGCCGUGCCGCAUCUCCACAAGACGAUUGCCGAUCUCCGAGCCCUCGCAGUUCGGCCCGGACUGGCGAUCAAUCCCCUUUCGCCGCUCGCGUCCCUUGAAGAAGCGCUCGCCGCGGUGGACUACGCGAUCGUCAUGUCGGUCAAUCCCGGCUGGGGAGGCCAGCGCUUCAUCGAGGGAAGCAUGGACCGCGUCCGCCAGGUUCGCAAAAUCGCCGAGCGGACGAACCCGUCGCUCGAGAUCGUGAUCGACGGAGGCAUCAACGCUUCCCGGAUCGCGGCGGCGCGCGACGCCGGAGCGGACGUGGUGGUGGCGGGAUCGGCCGUGUUCGGCGCCGCCGACCCGGCGGCGGCCGUCCGGGAGAUGCUCGCCGCGUGA